This is a messenger RNA of Rhipicephalus sanguineus (brown dog tick), 1060 nucleotides long. RefSeq names its product very low-density lipoprotein receptor-like. Bases 35 to 1060 code for a protein of 341 amino acids. The record is from RefSeq and is a predicted model, not a curated record. Gene Ontology annotation, molecular function: protein binding. The transcript is spliced from 3 exons. NCBI's taxonomy places the organism in Eukaryota, Metazoa, Arthropoda, Arachnida, Ixodida, Ixodidae.
CUCGGGAGUCACAGGUGGUGUCAUAUGUGUGCCAAUGGAGCGGCGUUGCGACGGAAAACGCGACUGCGCCGACGGCACGGACGAAGGGAACUGCAUGACGCCAAGCCCGUGCACGGAAGGACAGUUCGCGUGCAAGGACGGUCAAUCGUGCAUUCCUGUGAUCUGGAUGUGUAACGGUGACCGAGACUGUUGGGACGGCUCAGACGAAGAUGUCAACGUCUGCAACGAGCAUACAAGGUGCCCUGAGGACCGGUUCGUGUGUAAUUCGGCGCAAAGAGGUUACAGAUGUCUUCCUGCGGCGUGGCGUUGCAACGGAUACCAUGACUGCAGAGACGAUUCCGACGAGGCCAAUUGCACUUCCAAGAUUUGCAAAGAGAAUGAAUUCGAGUGUGAGGAAAGCGGAGAAUGCAUACCUGCGAGUCAGCGUUGUGACGGUGAAAACAACUGUGAAGACUCCUCGGAUGAGCGCAACUGCACUGCCGAGAAAAUGUGCCCCGAAGGACAGAUUUCUUGCAAAACGAAGAGCCGCUGUAUAAUGGCAAAAUGGCUGUGUGACGGGGACUCCGAUUGCCCUGACGGCUCGGACGAAGUUAACUGCACAUCCAUACGAACGUGUGCCGAAAACCAGUUUGCCUGCAAGGAUAACGCUGACUGCCUACCAGAGAAUUGGAGAUGCGACGGUGACCCUGACUGUUCUGAUGGCUCUGAUGAAGCGAACUGUACAUCCAUACACAUUUGUUCACUCGCAGAAUUUGCGUGCAAAGACAAUGGUGCCUGCAUUUCGGCAAAGUGGCAAUGUGAUGGUGACCCUGACUGUGCGGAUGGCUCGGAUGAAGUAAACUGUACAUUUAGGCACACUUGUUCAGACACAGAAUUUGCCUGCACGAGCAGUGGCCACUGCAUUUCGGAAACCUGGCGAUGUGAUGGUGACCGUGAUUGUUCCGAUGGCUCCGAUGAAGUAAACUGUACAUCUGGUGGCCAUUGCAUUCCAGAGACCUGGCAAUGUGAUGGCGACCCGGACUGUGCGGAUGGCUCCGAUGAAGCAAGCUUUGGCCUGUAA